CUCAUAUUUUGAGUUUAGAUGCAAAUUGUUCAAAUAAUCGAAGCCAGCAUGUUUUAUCUUAAGUGGUGUUAUACACCAUGUUGACAAUGUCAUCAUGGGGUUCACAUUGUCGGAAUACAUCUGCUAGUCUCUUAUAUACAUCGCAUUGAAAUAAACGUAUUCGCUACUCGUUCUCUUUCUCGAAGGUACUGCGUCAACAAUCUACCAGUUCGAUCUUGAAUUGUAUUUUAUACAGCCACGAAAUUCAAACUUAAUUAAUUUUCUUGCAUCAGCGCUAGCAAUGGGGAAGAUGGAAUACGGUGUCUUCAUAUCUUCUAUCACCGUAUACGUAGUAACUGUAUUUGGGAUUCUCGGUAAUAUAUUGGUCGUCGUCUCCAUACUAAACCAAAGAUAUUUGUUGAAAAGCAACUACUACAUUCUCGUUUUACAGCUUGCGAUAUGUGAUCUGGGAGUACUGACCAUUAACCUUUUAGAGAUUAUUGUCCGUCAUUCGGCUGAAGAACCUCAUUUCCUUGGUUCCCUCCUGUAUUGUAUUUUCGGUAAUCUAUUUUAUGUUUUUCAAGUCGCUGGAGUUGGUAUGAUGUUGAUCAUUUCAGUGCUUCGUUAUCGUGCUACUGUACACCCCUUAAGACCUGCCAUCAGUCGACGGAAACUGAAAGUUUUUUGUGGUUUGGUGUACAUUGUUGGUUUCAUUGUGGGUUAUGGAACAUAUCUACCGUUCUGUUUUGUAGAGCUGAAUUUUUAUUGGUUUAUUCGACUAUCGAUAGUAAUAGUUAUAUAUAAUCUUCUUCCCACAAUAUUUAUGGCUGUAGUUUAUUAUAAAAUCGGUCGAGCACUUCUCAAACAAAGCAGGCACAUGAAGCGUGUAUGCCCAGAUGCAGUAAGAAGGAGACACAUUCGAGAUCGGCGAACAUUUCUUGUUUGUCUUGGCACCGUUCUUAGCUUUGGAAUUGGAAUUUUUCCAAUUUCUGUGUGGUAUAUAUUCACCUUGGCUCAUGAGUAUAACUCAAUUGAAAAAUAUGUCUGGAUGUUCAUUGUUGGUGUUGUUCUGCGCCUUGCUGGUUCAUACUCGGCAAAUCCUGUUAUAUAUGGAAUCCUGGACAAAAAAUUACUCACAUUUUGGAAAGAUUGCCGCAAGAACACACUGAGACCACAGGAACAGCCCGUCAUUUGCGAGACAACUUUAUAG
Messenger RNA from Paramuricea clavata, 1189 nucleotides. The record is from the annotation of a GenBank genome assembly. NCBI's taxonomy places the organism in Eukaryota, Metazoa, Cnidaria, Anthozoa, Malacalcyonacea, Plexauridae.